AUGCCAUCGUCUAAGGGUAAGCCUACCGAUCCCAAGCUUCGAGAAGAGGUGAAAGAGAAGGUUCAGAACGAGACCAACAAGGAUGGGUCUGGUAAAGGGCAGUGGAGCGCUUGGAAGGCAGCAAAGCUCUCGAAAGAGUAUGAAGCAGAAGGUGGAUCGUACGAGAACGAAGCUGGAUCAAAGAACGAGCCUGAGAAGGGAGCUCCUAAACCCAAAUCCAAGGUGAAGAAGGACGCAGAGGAGAAACAAGAGGCUGAGAAGGAGAAACCUAAAUCAAAAGGUGCUGCGGCCAAGAAGGAUGACACUGAGAAGGUAGAGAAUGAGAAACCCAAGUCAAAGGGUAAAGCUCAAGAUAAGAGUGAGAAACCAAAGUCAAAGAAGGAAGAGGAGAAGACUGAAAAGCCGAAAUCGAAAGGCAAAGCUGCCUCUGAGAAGAAAGAGGAAGAGAAAGAGAAACCCAAGUCUACCGACAAACCCAAGUCUAAAGGUAAAACCGAGAAGAAGGAUGAGGAGAAGCCUGCCGAGAAACCGAAAUCUAAAGGUAAACCUGCCUCGACCAAGAAUGACGAUCCGGCACCUGCUGAGAAGCCUACUUCGACUAAAGGAAAGAGAAAGUCGGAUGCUGGUGAGGUCGAUAAUGACAAGAAGAGUAAGAAGAGUAAGGCUUAG
Messenger RNA from Kwoniella botswanensis, 669 nucleotides. RefSeq lists its product as uncharacterized. Bases 1 to 669 code for a protein of 222 amino acids. Lineage: Eukaryota; Fungi; Basidiomycota; Tremellomycetes; Tremellales; Cryptococcaceae. The transcript has 3 exons. The record is from RefSeq and is a predicted model, not a curated record.